Molecule: messenger RNA, 6306 nt
Organism: Oncorhynchus mykiss (rainbow trout)
Lineage: Eukaryota; Metazoa; Chordata; Actinopteri; Salmoniformes; Salmonidae
Gene: ppp1r15b
Product: protein phosphatase 1, regulatory subunit 15B
Biological process (GO): response to endoplasmic reticulum stress
Cellular component (GO): protein phosphatase type 1 complex; endoplasmic reticulum
Molecular function (GO): protein phosphatase regulator activity
Source: RefSeq, a predicted model, not a curated record
CAUUUUCUGAUGAAAUCCUCUUCUGAAAAGUGGGCAGAGGAGUCGACCGACCGUACAAGGAAACGCAACCAUGAUUGUAAAAAACCAGAAGUAUCGCAUUGAAGUAUUAUAACGAGCCUGUCUAUUUAGUUGAUAUCUAUUGAAUACUAAAUUUCUCAUGCGGAUGCAUUCCAUGAUUUUAUUGUAAUGAAUUGUUGAGCUUUGUUGAAGUCUCGGAUCAAGGUUUGCAUCUGCACUGUCGCCGGGUGCUACGUGCGAGACUCUAACCAGCUUUUUCUCCAACCAAGACUAAAAUGGAUUGUAUAUUUUCGUUUAUCCUGAAUUUCUCAACAUGCUAUGACUCGCCAAGGCUUUGCUCACUUUCUACAUUCACUACCCCUGUUUGUACGAUGCUUACCGCGCGAAAUAAGUCUAACCACCACUCGCAGGAAAAUGUCUCCCAUACCGCGGACAACAUGGACGAUGGUAUUCACUAUAACAGGAGAGCUAACCGGUAUGCUAUUGCUAGCCUUUCGGUGUAAGAAGAUGGAUAAGGGACAACAGUAAUGGAUGUUUCACCUGCAAUUAUGGACAGUGCUCUGGAGUGCACACCAAGUUAUUCUCAAAUGUGUCGCUAGCAACUUCCAGCGAAACGAACAGCUCUCAAAAUCAAGAUUACGUUAGCUAGCCCGGUAACAGCUGCUCAAACUAGCAUUAUUAGCACUAGUUACCUAGAUAACUAACGUUGGUUCUUGUUAUCCUUUAUUGCCAGACUAAAGUUUGUUUGUCAUGUUUAUUUUGGCAGUCUAGUUAAUACACGAGUUAUUAAUAUAUUGUGAACUAGCUACUAUAUGUCAGCGUGUUAAAUUGUCCUACACGUGUACGUUAGCUAGCUAACUAACCAAAAAGCUUUAACAAACUUCCCAGCAGCAAGCUGUCAAGCGGUAUUCUUGAUCGAAACUUUACUAAUGUAUCUUACAUAGUGACCAUUUGUUAGCCACAAGCCAGUAUUGAGAAUGUUUAGAAACAUGAAUCGCGAGGAACACUUUUCUGGUGUGAAGACGCCUCCAUCCACUCCCGCCGGGCAUGGAGUGGCCUCUCCCCGACAACCAAACCAGGAGCGCUCGUGGAUGGGCAUGUUCUCCGCGGUUUCUAGGCCUGCCCUGUCAUUUCUGCAAAAGUAUAUACCAUGGCGCCCUAGUACUCCUGCCAUGCCUCACAAUGUGACAGGGUGGGUCAGUGGGAAUUUCAAAGAUAACUUUGUAGAGGCAGAAAGCACAUUUUUAGGACAACUGGACGACGUCUUGCCUGGAACUCAACACCAUGCACAUCAUCUAUCGUACCUGCAAUACCAGCAUGGUAGCCCUGGGCUAGCAGCGUCAGGUAAUAGUACUCCGAGUUGGUUGACAGCAGAUUCUCUUUACGAGUUAGGGAUUCAAAAUGCUGCUGAAAUGGACUUAAAUAUAAGGCAACAAACUUCGGUAGGAUACCUCGCAAUCGCGAGAGGUUUUCUCAGUAAUGUUUUGUUGAACGCAGCGUCGGCUCAGGAAAUGAAACACCCAGACCAAGGGCAUGUACCUGGUGGGAACGGUUGGUCAUCUGACGCAGUGUCAGCCAGAGAAGAUAGUACCGCUGGUAACUGGUGGGGUGGGCUUUGGGGAACCAAUAGUGCCCAAGGGUGGCUGUCAAAUGUGUCUUGGAGAAAAGAGUGCACUGGGGAAAACAACAGUAAUGGUCAUUGUUUUCAACCGGAGUGUGGUACAAAGGCUAUGGUUACCAAGCCAACAGGGCUGUUUGUACAGUUCGAUGAUAACGAAUCAAUGGAUGGCAAAAGCACUCGCGCCUCCUGCAACAAAGAGGAGCCAAAGGACAAUGGAAGCCUUCAAACAUCCACCUGGCCAGAAUCUCUCCCUUUCCCUGACAGUUUCUCAUUAGAUCACUGGGAAACAGUCGGUAUCAGUGAUCAUCUUGUCAGAGUUGGAGCUGUCACUGCCUGCAGUGAGGUGGCAGUUUUUACCCCUGACCAGGAUAAUGGUUAUUCCAGUCUGGAAGAAGAACACUCCACCUCCAGACUGUACAUGUUAAGGCCUCCCAUUGAAGAGCUACAGGGGAUCACAGAGAUGAAGGAAGAGACCAUCACAUCUGACACACCAACACAGGGGAGCUCUGGAGAGAGUGGGCCAGAGAGGGAUGCAUCCAAUCAUAGAGAAGUGGGUGAGACUGCUGCCACUGGAGGGAUGGAAUUAGAGGAGGAGGAAGAGAUUGAGGACUCUGACUUCUCAGACUCUGAGGAAGAGGAAACGGCGGCUGAGGGUCCAUCAGUGUCUACCAUCGCACUGCCCCCCUCCACCCCCCAGUGCAGUAACAAGGCCAUCGCCUACAUCAUGGGCAGCCCCUGCAGCGACGACAGCCAAUCAGACGACUCACUCAGCGAGGAGGAUGACGAUGGUUUCGACAGCGAGGGCUCGUCAGAAUUCUCCAAUUCCGAGUUGUUGGAUGACGAUGAAGAGGAGGAUGACUCUGAGACUGAGAGACUGUGGAACUCACUGUGCCAAAGCAGGGACCCCUACAACCCCCAAAACUUCACCGCCCUCCUUACCAACCCCAGGACCAUCCCCUCCACCUCUACAGCCACCACAGCCUGCUCCCCUCACACUUCACCCCCAGAGCAACCUCCCUCUCCACUCUCCUCUUCUUCCCCCUCUCCUGCGGAGGAGUUUGGCUCGGAGUCCAGCAGUAGUGAGGUGGAUGAGGCUGAGAGCCUGAGGCUGUGGGACUCCUUCAGCACCUCCUCAGACCCCUACAGCCCAUUCAACUUCCAGGCCCUGCUCAGGACUAGAGAGCCAGUCUGGACAAGGGCAAAAGCCGGGACAGGGGCGCGCUGUAAGAAGAGCAGCAAGACAACCCCCCGUCAUGGACAGGGCCAGGGACAGAGCCACUCACCCCCCCAGUACAGGAAGGAGGAGGCAGAGGAGAGACUGGACAGUGGCUUCUCAGAGAUCCCUCCCACCCCAGAGAUCACCACCACGGGCUGCGUCACAGUCAAAAAGGUGGGUUUCUGUGAUGAGGUGGAUGAGUUCUACGCCAGCGAGGACGAUGAGGACAGGCGUGGGCCGUGGGAGGAGCUAGCCAGAGACCGCUGUCGCUUCCUCCGCCGUGUUCAGGAGGUGGAGGAGAGCAUCGGCUACGUGUUCAGCUCCACCUUCCGCCUCACCGUCUGCCAGAGACGACACCACAGCUGACCCCUAACCUCUGACCCCUACAACACAACUGAUCGUAAAUCAUGUUUCUCUGUGACCCUCUAACAUCCCUCCCUGUCCCUAAAUCCUAUUUUCAACAGACUGCAUCAGAACUUCUUAGUCAUCCCCCCCUACCCAGUGAUCCUCCCCCAACUCCCAAACCUUCAGACUGGAUUUGCAGAAAAGACCACUUCAGAGCUGUUUACUAGAUCAGUGGUUUCCAGACUGUUGACUAGACCAGUGUUUUCCAGACUGUUGACUAGACCAGUGGUUUCCAGACUGUUGACUAGACCAGUGGUUUCCAGACUGUUGACUAGACCAGUGGUUUCCAGACUGUUGACUAGACCAGUGGUUUCCAGACUGUUGACUAGACCAGUGGUUUCCAGACUGUUGACUAGACCAGUGGUUUCCAGACUGUUGACUAGACCAGUGGUUUCCAGACUGUGGGUCCAGACCAGUGGUUUCCAGACUGUGGGUCCGGACCAGUGGUUUCCAGACUGUGGGUCCGGACCAGUGGUUUCCAGACUGUGGGUCCGGACCAGUGGUUUCCAGACUGUGGGUCCGGACCAGUGGUUUCCAGACUGUGGGUCCGGACCAGUGGUUUCCAGACUGUGGGUCCGGACCAGUGGACUGUGGGUCCGGACCAGUGGUUUCCAGACUGUUGACUAGACCAGUGGUUUCCAGACUGUGGGUGGGGACCAGUAGUUUCCAGACUGUGGGUGGGGACCAGUGGUUUCCAGACUGUGGGUGGGGACCAGUGGUUUCCAGACUGUGGGUGGGGACCAGUGGUUUCCAGACUGUGGGUGGGGACCAGUGGUUUCCAGACUGUGGGUGGGGACCAGUGGUUUCCAGACUGUGGGUGGGGAUCAGUGGUUUCCAGACUGUGGGUCGGGACCAGUGGUUUCCAGACUGUGGGUCGGGACCAGUGGUUUCCAGACUGUGGGUCGGGACCAGUGGUUUCCAGACUGUGGGUCGGGACCAGUGGUUUCCAGACUGUGGGUCGGGACCAGUGGUUUCCAGACUGUGGGUCGGGACCAGUGGUUUCCAGACUGUGGGUCGGGACCAGUGGUUUCCAGACUGUGGGUCGGGACCAGUGGUUUCCAGACUGUGGGUCGGGACCAGUGGUUUCCAGACUGUGGGUCCGGACCAGUGGUUUCCAGACUGUGGGUCGGGACCAGUGGUUUCCAGACUGUGGGUCGGGACCAGGGGUUCAGGUGGGUUGCUUGUGCGUUACAAAACAUAGAUAUACUUUUUUAAUGCGUUUUUGUGAUGGAAAAAAGCGUUCUUCGUAAACUUAAUCAUCUAAAUAGAAAGUGUGUACAAAAGACAAUGGACCUGUAUAUUUUUCCUCAUAAAAAUGGCUUAAAAUAUCAUUUUUAAUUUCAGCUUCAGUAAAAAAUGUGUAGACUUACGGGAAAUAAGCUUUACAUCUGCAACAUUUUUACUUUGUUCUGUGCAUGUUUUUGUUCCACCUCAAUUUAUGGGAGUAAAAUGUUUGGGAACCCCUGGACUAGAAGACAUACCCUCACACCUCUCUCUCCUGACCCCUUACUGUCAGUCUUGGGUGUUGAAGACUUGAUAAUACAGAUUUUCUUCCUGCCUGCUUCCUGAUCGUUUGCUGUUUUGUUUGAAUCUCAGUGGAGUGAUUACCUAAUAUAGGAUAUGAUUAAGGGCGACUGCAUAUUGCUAACUAGGAGGUAUACAGGUAAUGUAAAGGUAGAAGGGCUUACUGGUUCCAGUGGGACAAACACAGAGCAGGUAUUCUGCUGAGCCGUGUGCUCAGUAACCUGACUGGAAAACAGAACUCUACACAAGACACUUCAGCCAAAAGUGUCUUUUAUAUUUAGUUUUAAAAUUGGUUUUAUUAAUUUGUCCCGUUGAUUUAAACUGCGCUUUUGGCGUUGCUCCGUCCUUCUCUCUGACACAUCCAUUUGGGUUUCUGCUCUCAGUAGUGUUCUCAGUUUCAUGUCAUUGUGAUCUGAACCCAGGUCAGUAUUUAAGGGGUUCGGUAUAAUCCUACUCUGCACCCACAGCCAAAUGUCACACUGCUCUCCGGAGCUGGAUUGGGGUUUAAGAGCUUUUGGAAAGCAAACUUGGUUUUGAAUUAAUUUAUUAUUUCCUUUUUAUAAAUGUUAUCUUCCUGUAAACCAUGCCAUGCAGAGUACACACUAACAUUGACAGUGUUGUAUUUGAUUUGAUCCUAAGCAGGGGUUGUAAACCUACAGUAUGAAGUGUAAAACACUCCUCAACUGUAUUGGUGGUUAGUGUUAAAACCAAGCCUGUGUUGUAGUAGUGUCUUCCUGGUUUCAAUCAUUUCUCAGGACCAAGUUUGGGAAAGCCUGAUUGAGCAGUCGCUCUUAUUGAGAGUGACUUACAGGUAUUUAUUGCCAAACAAGCAGGUAUUUCUAGUGAACAGUCAGUAGAGCUCCUCUGACUAUUUCUGGGCUGAAGUGAAGGCUAUAAGGGUUAAGUGGAAGUAUGUGCAUGAUCCUUGUCUUAAAUGGCCUCCUUUCCUCUAUCUACUUCCCUCACGGUGGUUCCUAGAAUAAACAAUUGCUUUAAUCUAUCUACAAUUUGCACCAAUAGACCUUCAAUAAUGCUUUCUCAAAUGUAAAGCUUGCAUCCAUCAAUGGUCAUCUUGGAAAGGAGAUGUGUUAAGGAAGCCCUUCUCUAGCUAUAACACAUCUUAAGUGCUUUUCAUGAGACCCAAAGUCACUGAACUUAAACCUCUUACCCUUACUAUUUAACCCUGUGACGCUUCUACGGACCCAGCGUUGUGUAUCUAUUGUUGAGGGGUUAGUGUCCCUACUGUGGAUAAAGGAUUAACCUCUGUUGUGACCAGGUGAGGGAAAAGCAGGGAUGUGAAACGCACGUUAUUCUGAAGUGAUUCUCAGAAUGAAAAAAAUACAAUAUGAAAGCUGUGCUCGGAUCUGAAGAAUAUAACUCUUUAACUUGGUGUUAUUUUAGUCAGUACAAUUAACAUGAAAUUGUUUUAUUUUUGUAAAAUUUAGAAUAAGUUAGUUGCGCUGCAUAACUUAUACAUUUUGAAUCCAUAUUCAUUGAAAAUAAAUCAAUAUUGAAUUAUGAA